Messenger RNA from Bactrocera latifrons, 3019 nucleotides. RefSeq lists its product as uncharacterized. Bases 387 to 689 code for a protein of 100 amino acids. Lineage: Eukaryota; Metazoa; Arthropoda; Insecta; Diptera; Tephritidae. The transcript has 2 exons. The record is from RefSeq and is a predicted model, not a curated record.
UCUUGCUUCAAUGAACCGUAAUAAUUUGAAUUUUAAAUUACAUUUAUAGCCACCAGUUUUAAUCCUAGUGAUGCCUCACUUCACUUACAAGAACAACUUAAUAUUGUCGAAAAAUGGCUACUAAAUACAUAGAAAUCUGUUCAAAUAACGUUUACGUUAAGAACUGAGAAAUGUCCCCCCGUAACGUUAAUUGGCUCCAUAAUACCUGAAACUGUGAAAUACCUGGGUCCUUAUUUGGACAGACGACUCACAUAGAAGAUACACAUAAAAGAAAAAACGAAGCAACUUAAAUUUAAAACUAAAAAAAUGUACUGGCUUUUAGGUCAGCGAUCACAACUUAGCCUUGAAAAUAAAGUACGACUUUACAAGUCAAUGCUUAAGCCAGUAUGGACGUAUUCAAUGCAGUUAUGGGUUACGUGAACGGUUUGAAGGAAAAAUUGUUGGCACUAGGUUUAUCGGCAAAUGACCGUAAAGCCACAUUACAGGACAGACUUUGUGAGCAUUUUGGACUGACUGUAGAUGCUGAAGAGGAUAGCUCAAACAGUGAAACUAGUUCAGUGCAAACAACAUGUUGCCUCCGGUCUUCACUCUGCGCGAUCUCGAGGAAUCUCUUUAAACUUUUAGUGGUACGGGGCAACACCCAAUCGAGGAGUGGCUCGAUGAUUCUGAAUCUAAUGCCAUGGACAUAACUAGUUGCAGUGCAUUUAAGUAAUGUUUUCAAAAAGAAUUUGGAGUAGUAACAUCUUCAAACGAGGUCCAUAGGGCACUUAUUAAACGGCGAAAGCACCCAAAUUAAGAUUAUCGCGAGUAUCUUUAUAGCCUUAUGGACAUAGGUAGGCCAAUAAAGCUAGACGAAAAAAGUCUCAUCGAAUAUUUUGUAGAGGGAAUCCCAGAUACCAGACCAAACAAAGUUAACCUGUAUCAGGCUAGUUCGAUAGAAGAAUUAAAAGCUCAGAUCCUUGUUUAUGAAAACGUUCGCUCGGGGCGUCAACCCAAUGUGAGUACAUUUCAAAACAAACGUGAAGACAAUAAUUCUGUUACUACAGAUCAGGGAUCCAAUACGAAAAUUUAUUAUAGGUGUGGAGAAGCGGGUCAUUUGGCGAAUUCUUGCAAACAGCAACGACUGUUAAAGUGUUUUGGGUGUAAUCAGCCAGGACAUCGUAUUGCAGAGUGGCCAAAGAAGAGAACGGAGGUAAAAAGCGAGGGUGCAAUGGUAAAUACGCUUGAAAUAUUGCGUAUGGCAUCCCUUGGCAGCGUAGUUUUCAAAAAAGUUAACCAUUAACGGGCUUAUGUUGUCAGCAUUGCUGGACACUGGUUGCGAUAUAUGCCUCAUGCGUUACGAUGUGUUAAUGAAAUUGGGGAAGAUUGAUUUGCCCAAUGAUAUAAAUCAUCUUCGUGAAAUAGGAAACAAUAUAUGUAUGUUCUUACAACUAUGGGAACUUUCGUAAUCAAAGUUAGCUUAGAUGGAGUCAAAGUUGAUAUCAAUUUCCAUGUAGUGCGUGAGAGUGACCUUACAAAAAUCGGGAACAGUGUAUUAUAAAGGAAGGCGGGGUAGAAUUUAGAGCAAAAGUGAAGAAAACGAAGCUUCAAAACCCCAUAGUAGAGAAAAGUGAAGGAAAAAUAGAAGUUCUUAAUGAGUUUGAGGAUCUGUGCAUGGUCACGUCUGUGUUGUGACUACCGACGUUUGAACGAAAAAAUCAUGAGGGAUAAUUUCUAAUGCAACUCAUAUAUGACGUUUUCGAGAGAUUACAAGGCGUAAAAGUAUUUACAAUGUUAGAUUUACGGAAUGGAUUUUUCCAUGUGCCAAUAGGUCAGGUUCGUCAUCAAGGUCAAUACGAAUUCAUUUAUAUUCCUUUCGGUAUUUCCAAUUCCCCAGCAGUGUUCACUCGAUACAUUUUCGCGGUGUUUCAAGAUUUUGUGAAGGAUGGCGUCGUGGUAACUUACAUGGAUGAUCUUAUAAUUCCUUCUAUUAAUUAGGACGAGGGGGUACAUAAGUUGAAAGCUGUGUUGAACAUGGCGGCAUGUUAUAACAUAAGGAUUAAGUGGGAGAAAUGCCAGACGACUGUUGAUUUUCUGGGGUAUAUUAUAGAGUGUGGUACCAUCAGAAGAAAAAACGCAGGCAGUAAGGAAUUUUCCGACACCAAUGGAUAAAAGCGGUGCAAAGAUUCUUAGGGCUUCUUAUUUUCGCCGUUUCAUAGAAGGAUAUGCAGUAGUCCCUAAACCACUGUCUGGCCUGUUGCGUAAGGAUGUAGUUUUUGUGUUUGGUACCGCACUGCAAGCCUCGCUGAAGUAACUAAAGGCAGCUCUGGCUAGUGCACCAGUAUUACAGUUGUACAAUCCGAAGGCUCUAACUGAAGUUUAUACGGAUGCCUCAAUACAUGGAUAUGGUGGUGUACUCUUACAAAAGGACAGCGAAGAUUUGCACUUUCAACCAAUCCAGUACAUGAGUCGGAAGACAAAGCCAGCAGAAGAGAAGUACCAUUCGUAUGAGUUAGAGGUGUUAGCGAUUGUUGAAGCACUUAAGAAGUCUUUUAGGGUUGCAUCGUUACUGAUUGCAACGCGUUCGCAAUGACCAUGAAAAAGAGGGAUAUUCCGCUAAGAGUAUCUCGGAAGAUGUUGCUAUUACAAGACUUUGACUAUGAAAUAGAACACCGGAAUGGCUCCAAGAUGCGUCACGUCGAUGCGUUAAGCAGAAUAGCGUGUCUUAUGUCUUAGCAACAGGAUGAAUGCCGCUGUUUUCGGUAACCCACGGCGUAUUAUAAUGGAUAGAGAUGCUGCGUUCACGGGAAAUCUCUUUAAAGAUUGCUGUGCGAGUGAAGAUCUCGAGCAUUUUGUAAUAGCUACAGGUUAUUUGUAUUAGCUACAGGCGUACGCAUGCAAUUCUAAACAUACACCUUGAAUGAACGGACUCAACGAAAGCAAAGAACGCCGGCAGCGACGGUUAAAAAGACGGGGACUUGAUUUUAAAAAUUCACAGCAUACGGACGUGCGCUCCAAAGAACAUUUAAUAAAUUAACUU